This is a messenger RNA of Xyrauchen texanus (razorback sucker), 1713 nucleotides long. It is a transcript of the gene prdm14, whose product is annotated as PR domain containing 14. Bases 1 to 1713 code for a protein of 570 amino acids. Gene Ontology annotation, molecular function: protein binding; RNA polymerase II transcription regulatory region sequence-specific DNA binding. Gene Ontology annotation, biological process: regulation of transcription by RNA polymerase II. NCBI's taxonomy places the organism in Eukaryota, Metazoa, Chordata, Actinopteri, Cypriniformes, Catostomidae. The record is from RefSeq and is a predicted model, not a curated record. Gene Ontology annotation, cellular component: nucleus. The transcript has 8 exons.
AUGUCGGUGUCUCUCUCCAGUCACCCCGCAGUGAGAGACAAGAGUCUCGCGCUGUACCCAUCUCAUCCCGUCGCGCACUACACAGACGUCCUCAAGAGCGCGCACAGCAUCUUCCAUCCGCUCAAGUCUCUGGGCCGCAUGGUGACGGACGCGCAGGCAAUCAUGCCGUUUCACUUCACCGGGACUCCGUCUUUUUUCAGCCACAACACCCACCAGACCGUGUUCCACGAACAAAUCCUCAAUGUGUCCAGCGUGCCAUAUUUUCAGCACGUGCAGCCCCCACACACCAUGUUCUCCAAACAUGAAGAGCAGAGCACUGGCACUCUGUCGGAGUUCAGCAGCCCGUCCAGUGUAAAGACCUCCUCAGCUUCAUCCUCUCCGGCUAAGGACAGUUUCAUGUACCUGCAGGCCACAGACCCGGCGCCCGAACAGACUCACACCCACAGUUUUACUGAGGAAGACCUCUUCACUGUGCUGUAUGGAUAUUCCAAAAAACAAGGGCAAACUGUUGGACAUGCCAUCUCUGGAGUGUCAUUUCCUCCCAGUACAGCUGAUCGUCAUCUUCUCCCGACUGGCACUGGAGCUCUUGAGCUCCCAGAAGGCUUAUCGAUUCUCCAAACCAAUUGUGGAAGCCUUUCCCAUUAUGGAAUAUUUGCAGAUAAAGGCACAAUCCCAAAAGGCUUCAGGUUUGGACCGUUUCAGGGGAAACUAGUGAACACAAGUGAGAUCAAAACCUUCGAUGACAACACGCUCAUGUGGGAGAUCUUUGAGAAUGGGCGCUUGAGUCACUUUGUGGAUGGAAGAGGCGCUCCAGGGAACUGGAUGUGCUUGGUGAAGUGUGCGCGCUUUCCAGAAGAACAGAACCUGAUUGCGGUUCAGUGCCAAGGCCAGAUUUACUACGAGGCCUGUAAAGAGAUCCUACCAGGCCAAGAGCUGUUGGUCUGGUACGGAGACUGCUAUGUGCAGUUUUUGGGAAUUCCUCUCACCCUCAAAGAUUUCAUUGACGAUAAUGAGGCGCUCCCACCUGAAGACUCUGGAGAGGGUUUUAAGUGUGAUCGCUGUGGAAAAGUGUUCGCUUAUAAGUACUACAGAGACAAACACCUGAAAUACACGCGCUGUGUGGAUCAGGGCGACAGAAAAUUCCCCUGCCACCUCUGCAACAGGUCAUUCGAGAAAAGAGACCGACUUCGGAUUCACAUUCUCCAUGUGCACGAGAAACACAGACCACAUAAGUGCUCCGUAUGCGGCAAAAGUUUCUCGCAGUCCUCUAGUUUGAACAAACACAUGCGCGUGCACUCAGGAGAGCGGCCUUACAAAUGUGUUUACUGUAACAAGGCUUUCACUGCCUCCAGCAUCCUCCGCACGCACAUCAGGCAGCACUCCGGUGAGCGGCCGUUCAAGUGUAAACACUGCGGGAAAGCGUUCGCCUCUCAUGCGGCCCACGACAGCCACGUCCGGCGAACACACGCCAAAGACAAAUCCUUCUCCUGUGAUGUGUGUGGAACUACUUUCCAAGACGCCCAAGAGUUAAAACAUCACACGAAGACUCAUAAAAAGCGACCGCUAUUGGAAAGCUCAGUUCUUCUUCCUGGAGACGAGAACACACUCUUCGCCAGCAGUAAGGAUUCUUUACACUCACAGAAACAGCAAGGAGACAAUUUCUCUUUUCCCGGAAUGACCACCAUCCCGUCCGAGUACAGACCCUGGAACUAA